GAGAGAUAAAUAGCGUUUACCACUAAGCGUCGGCUGCCGUUUGUAUGUGUGUGUGUCUUGUUUUGUGUGUAAAUAGUAGCAGUUUUUAAUUUUUCAUUGCUUUGCCUAGUCUACGAAACACGGACUUUAAUUCACGAGGUCCAGUCGUUACAACUGUUUCCACGCCAUCCAGGCUCACGUCGUUGUUUUAAUGGACAUGGCUCAGCAACCGAACGCUAAUGGUCGAGCCACGGGUCCUGGCCGCGAUGAUGACAAGAAACUAUUCGUUGGUGGUCUGGGCAGGACGAUCAGCGAAAAAGAGAUACGGGAGUACUUCAGUCAAUACGGUGAAAUCGAAAACGUUAACAUUAAAACAGACCCGUUUUCUGGACAGUCUAGAGGGUUUGCAUUUGUGCAGUUCGUAAGUGCCAAAACUGUUGACGAUCUGCUGGCGGCCGGAGAUCACUUUAUCGCUAACAAAAAAGUAGACCCCAAAAGGGUGACGAAGAAAGUGAACCCAUUGCGUUGUAAAAUUUUUGUCGGUGGCCUUACGUCAGAAAUGACUGAACAGGAUGUACGAAAUUACUUUGUUCAGUUUGGGCAAAUAGCUGAAUAUCAACAGCCAUUUGAUAAAAUGAAAAACCAAAAGAAAGGUUUUUGCUUUAUAACAUUUGAAGAUUCUGAAGUAGUUAACCAGGUGUUGAAGAACCCAAAACAAGUAAUUAAUGGCAAAGAAGUUGAUGUGAAAAAAGUGAAAUUCAACCCUGAAACAAUGACCGCUCCUGGUGCAAGAGGUCCGACUGGUGCUAGAGCUGCCACUACUUUUGGUAUGAGACCAGCUUAUCCUGGUUACAUGGCCCCAGCGGCCGCCGCACCUUAUGGUGCAGCCGCUGACUACGGUUAUGCAGCUAAUGCUUAUGAUGCCUAUGGUGCAUAUGGAGGAUAUGAUUAUUCCACAAUUGGUUAUGGAGGUGGCUAUUCAGCACAAGCUUAUGGAGGUGGCAAAUAUCGAGAAACUACAUAUCCUCGACACGCGCCUUACUGAUAAUGAGACGCAAGUAUAACGUUUGACGAAUAAUCAUGGCGGACACAUAAAGACUGUGUUGUUAUUAUUCAUUUUUCAUUGCACAUCUGUAUAUUAAAAUAUUUACUACCGGAAAAAAAACAUAACAAUAUUAUAUGUUAUAUAUAUAUAUAUAUUAUUAUUAUUAUACAAUAGUUUGUUAUAAUUUGUAACAAAACAACAAGCCUAAAUGAGCAGGUCUAAUAUUGAGGUCUAUAAUAAUGUAAAUACAUGCUUAUAUUCUUUUUGUA
Molecule: messenger RNA, 1293 nt
Organism: Adelges cooleyi (spruce gall adelgid)
Lineage: Eukaryota; Metazoa; Arthropoda; Insecta; Hemiptera; Adelgidae
Product: RNA-binding protein squid-like
Exons: 3
Coding region: 191-1024 (277 amino acids)
Biological process (GO): regulation of gene expression
Cellular component (GO): nucleoplasm
Molecular function (GO): RNA binding
Source: RefSeq, a predicted model, not a curated record